Messenger RNA from Recurvomyces mirabilis, 309 nucleotides. RefSeq names its product delta subunit of the central stalk of mitochondrial F1F0 ATP synthase, atp16. Lineage: Eukaryota; Fungi; Ascomycota; Dothideomycetes; Mycosphaerellales; Teratosphaeriaceae. Gene Ontology annotation, molecular function: proton-transporting ATP synthase activity, rotational mechanism. The record is from RefSeq and is a predicted model, not a curated record. Gene Ontology annotation, biological process: proton motive force-driven ATP synthesis. The transcript is spliced from 3 exons. The coding region runs from base 1 to 309 and encodes 102 amino acids.
AUGGGUAUCCUCGCCCAGCACGUCCCAUCCAUCGAGCAGUUGAAGCCAGGUCUCGUGGAGAUCAUUGAGGAGGCUGGAGGCAGCAAGCAGUUUUUCCUGUCCGGCGGCUUCGCAACCGUGCAGCCCGACUCCCAGCUCAGCAUCAACGCCGUCGAGGGCUACCCACUCGAGGACUUCAGCGCUGAGAGCGUGCGAAACCAGAUCUCCGAGGCGCAGAAGAUUGCUAGUGGAAGCGGCAGUGAGCAGGACAAGGCUGAGGCGAACAUUGAGCUUGAGGUCCUCGAGAGCCUUCAGGCUGCUCUCAAAUAG